AUGGCACGGCCGGUUAAGAGGCAAGCAGUAGGAGUAGUAGCGGAUGACAUUGAUGAGAAACACCUUUUGGCUUUCAUUGUGAAGGAGAAAUACAGUAAUGAUGAUAAAUGCAAAGAAGAACUCGAGAAAUAUUGUGAAGAGUUGAAGAAAGCAGAUGAGAAUUUCAAAGUGAAUGAUAAAGUUAAAGGACUUUGUGAAAAAGGAAAACAAGAGGAUAAAUGCAAAGAACUGAAAGCCAAAGUUGAAGCAGAAUUGAAAGCUCUUGAAGAGGGACUUGAAGAUGCAUCGGUAGAUGACGUAAAAGAUGAAGAAGUUUGUAAAAAAUAUGAAGAAAAAUGUAUACUUUUAGAAGAGACGGGUUAUAAUGAUCUUAAGGAGUACUGUGUCAACUUGAGGGAAGGAUGUUACAAAUUGAAGCGUGAAAAGGUGGCAGAGGAGCUUCUUUUCAGNGCACUCGGAGGGGAUGCUAAAGAAGAUGGUAAAUGUAAAGGAAAGAUGAAUACUGUUUGCCCAGUGUUNAGCCGAGAAAGCGACGAAUUGAUGACUUUUUGCCUUGAUCCGGAUGAAACGUGUAAAGCGCUGAAAAAAAAAUCAGAAGAAGUUUGCCAGCUUUUAAAAGAAGAUCUUAAAGAUGACAAAUUAGCGGAGAAGUGUCAUGAAAGACUUGAGAAAUGUCAUUUUUAUGGAAAAGCGUGUGAUGGUGCGAAAUGUAAGGAGGAUAAGACGAAAUGCGAGGGAAAAGGAAUCACAUAUAAAGCGCCGGAGUCUGAUUUUAGUCCGGUCAAGCCGAAGCCGUCGUUGUUAAGAAGUAUUGGGUUGGAAGAUGUGUAUAAAAAGGCUGAAAAAGAAGGAAUUAUUAUUGGAAAAGUAGGCGUGGAUGUACCAAGAAGGUUUGGUGAAGAUUUUCUGCAAGAUUUCUUGCUACUCUUGAGCGAAGAUGAGGAUGAUGUGGGGAAGAAAUGCGAUAAAGCGUUAAAAAAAUGUAAUGAUUUUAAGCAUUUGGAUCAUAAUUUUAAAGAGUUAUGCGAUAAUAAUGAGAAAGAAAAGAAAUGUAAAGAAUUACUAAAUGAAAAUGUAAAAGAAAGAUGUACACAUCUCAAAUUAAAUCUUCAUGUGAAAGAUUUGUCUACAGAAUAUGAAAAAGCUAAAGAUUCAGAUCUUUUAUUCUGGAGAGAUCUGCCAACAUUAUUUACGAAGGGAGAGUGUGCAGAACUUGAGUCGGAAUGUUUUUAUUUAAAAAAGGCGUGUCAAGAUAGUAAAAUUGAUCAAGCAUGUCAAAAUGCACGAGCAGCGUGCUAUAAAAAAGGACAAUAUAGGGUCUUGAAUACACUCUUUCGAGAGGGGUUGAAGGGAAAGCUUGGUAAUAUAACAUAUUAUAAUGAAGAUCCUGAAGGAUGUAAAAAAUCAAUGGUAGAAAAGUGUACAGAACUUAAAGAUAAAAAAUAUCUUCCACAAUGUCUUUACCCUAAAGAACUAUGUUAUCUUCUUUCAGAUGAUNUUUUUCUUCAAUCCAAAGAGUUAGGUGUGCUUUUGGAUGAUCGGAGAGAUUUUCCAUUUGAAAAGGAUUGUUUUGAGUUGGAGGAGAAGUGUGAUGAACUUGAAAGGGAUUCAAAUUCGAAUUCUGAAAAGUGUAUAACAUUGAAAAGACGCUGUGAAUACUUNAGAGUUUCAGAGGGAUUUAGAAAAGUAUUUUUAGAAAAAAAGGAUGAUUCGUUAAUGACUCAGGAAAACUGUACGAAGGCGUUGCAUGAGAAAUGCCAUCAAUUAUUUAGAAGGAGAAAGAAUCCAUUUGGGUUUUCAUGUGCUUUGCUAGAAGAAACAUGUAGUUAUAUGGUAUACCAUACAAGUCAAGAUUGUAGAUAUUUAAGAAUCAACAUGGAGAAUGAAGAAAUUCUACAAGAAAUUGAACAAGAAAAGGCAAAAAAAGCAAAUAAAAAUGAAACCUUGGUUGAAGAACUCUGCUCAACAUGGGGCCGACAUUGUCAUCAACUUGUGAAGAAUUGUCCGGAGCAGUUGAAAAAAGAGAAUGGCAAUAAUCAUAACUGCGAAGCACUCGAUGAAAAAUGCAAGGAAACCUUUCAAAAGUUGAAAGCGAAGGAUGAGCUGACUCAUCUGUUGAAAGGCAGUUUAAACAAGAAAGAAAAAUGUAAAGAAACAUUAGAAAAGAAUUGCACUGAGUUGCAAAAGGAUAAUACAUUCAAAAUUCUGCUUAGUGAUUGUGAAGCUAAUGCCUUGGAAAAUGUUUGCGAAAAAUUAGUUGAAAAAGUACAGAAGAGAUGUCCUACUUUAAAAGACGAUCUGAAGAAAGCGAAAGANGAGUUGACAAAGAUGAAGACUGAGUACGAAAAUGCUAAAAAGGCGGCAGAAGAAUCUACAAANAAAGCUAGCUUAUUGCUAUCAAAGUCUGGAAAAGCCGCNAUGCCAACUGCGCAGAAUGGCAGUGAUUCUACACUAGUACCACCACCACCACAAGCACCAGCAGGGCCACCACCACCAGGGUCACCACCACCACCACCAUCACAAAAUGGAACGCCAGGCACACCAGGUGGAGAAACAGGCGCAUCAGGUGGAACGCCAGGCACACCAGGUGGAGGAUCAGGCACACCAAGCAGUGGAACGAUGGGCCCUGCAAAACUUGGACUCGUUAAAAGAGCGUAUGUAGAUGGAGAAGUAUCAGAAGCAGAGGUAAAAGCAUUUGAUGCAACGACGAUAGCAUUGGAGUUGUAUUUGGAAUUGAAAGANGAAUGCAAUGCUUUAGAACUAGAUUGCGGUUUUAAAGAGGAUUGUUCAGAUCUUCAAGUUUGCGGAGAAAUAGACAAGUUAUGCGAAGGAAUAAAACCAUUAGAAAUUAAGCCUCAUCAUACAGAGAAAAUAACAAAUAAGGUGACGGAAACACAGACGGAAACACAGACCGUUGAGAAGGGUGAUGUGAAGACCGNUGNGAAGACCGUUGAGAAGACNGUUACGGUAACCAAACCAGGAAGUGGAGGAAAAGUAACAGAAGAGUGUACAAUGAUACANACNACAGAUACAUGGGUGACNAGNACGUCAUUGCAUACGAGUACGACAACGAGUACGUCAACGGUGACGUCGACAGUGACGUUGACNUCGAUGCGCAAGUGCAAGCCUACCAAAUGUACCACCGAUUCAACCAAAGAGACAGAAGAAGGAGGAAAAGAAGAAGAAGAAGUGAAACCAAAUGAUGGGAUGAAAAUAAGAGUUCCUGAUAUGAUUAAAAUAAUGUUGUUGGGAGUGAUUGUUAUGGGGAUGAUGUAA
Molecule: messenger RNA, 3276 nt
Organism: Pneumocystis carinii B80
Lineage: Eukaryota; Fungi; Ascomycota; Pneumocystomycetes; Pneumocystales; Pneumocystaceae
Exons: 1
Coding region: 1-3276 (1091 amino acids)
Source: RefSeq, a predicted model, not a curated record